This is a messenger RNA of Sinocyclocheilus rhinocerous, 2530 nucleotides long. RefSeq names its product rho GTPase-activating protein 44-like. Gene Ontology annotation, molecular function: GTPase activator activity; protein binding. The annotation marks the transcript as partial. Gene Ontology annotation, cellular component: postsynaptic density; leading edge membrane; cytoplasm. The transcript has 21 exons. Lineage: Eukaryota; Metazoa; Chordata; Actinopteri; Cypriniformes; Cyprinidae. Gene Ontology annotation, biological process: regulation of dendritic spine morphogenesis; modification of dendritic spine; signal transduction. The record is from RefSeq and is a predicted model, not a curated record.
CGCCCAGCAGCAUCUCAGCCGAGCAGCAGCGCAAAAAUGCACUGAAAUACGCAUCUUAGGACAUUUCUACCCUCUUUCGGUUUGCCAUGAGGGAGUGUGAUGGGAAUAACGGGGAUGUUCGCACCGGAUUACGUCCCUUUAUUUUGAGCGAAAUGCGGAUUGUUUUGCGCUCGAGGUGUUAACGCAGACAAAAAGAAAAUAUACAAAAAUGAAGAAGCAAUUCAAUCGGAUGCGACAGCUCGCCAACCAGACUGUUGGCAGGGCAGAAAAAACAGAGGUACUGAGUGAAGACCUGCUGCAGGUGGAGAAGCGUUUAGACCUGGUAAAGCAGGUCUCUCAUAGCACACAUAAGAAGCUGACCGCCUGUCUGCAGGGACAACAAGGCACUGAUUUAGACAAGAGAUCAGUCAAAUCUCCCUCGAAAAAGUUGCCCCUGACGAUACUUGCUCAAUGUAUGGUGGAGGGAGCAGCUGUGUUAGGAGACGACUCUCUUCUUGGCAAGAUGCUGAAGCUCUGUGGUGAGUCAGAGGAGAAGUUGGCCCAAGAGCUGCUCGUCUUUGAGUUUCAGAUUGAAAGAGAUGUUGUGGAGCCUCUGUAUGUGCUGGCUGAGGUGGAAAUUCCGAACAUUCAGAAACAGCGAAAACAUUUAGCCAAACUCGUCCUGGACAUGGAUUCUGCAAGGACACGGUGGCAACAGUCAUCCAAGUCUACAAGUCACCCUAGUAAUGUGCAGCAGGGCGGAGCCAAGGGUGAUUCCCUUAGAGAGGAAAUGGAGGAGACGGCCAAUCGGAUGGAGAUCUGCAGGGACCAGUUAUCAGCGGACAUGUACAACUUUAUGGCCAAAGAAAUAGACUAUGCAAACUACUUUCAAACGCUCAUAGAGGUUCAGGCGGAGUAUCACAGGAAGUCUUUGGAGAUUCUGCAGAGUGUGCUGCCACAGAUCAAAGCUCACCAGGAGGCCUGGAUAGAGAAGCCAUCGUAUGGAAAGGCCUUAGAGGAACAUCUAGCCAUCAGUGGCAGGGAGAUUGCGUUUCCUAUCGAGGCGUGCGUCACCAUGCUGCUCGAAUGUGGCAUGCAGGAAGAGGGUUUAUUUCGGGUAGCUCCCUCAGCCUCCAAGCUGAAGAAACUUAAAGCAUCUCUGGACUGCGGGGUUCUGGAUGUGCAGGAGUACUCGGCCGACCCACAUGCCAUCGCAGGAGCUUUGAAGUCUUAUCUUCGUGAACUUCCCGAACCUCUAAUGACCUUUGAACUCUAUGAUGAAUGGAUUCAAGCCUCAAAUAUUCAAGAUAUGGAUAAAAGGCUCCAAGCCCUUUUGUGUACAUGUGAGAAACUACCAGCAGACAAUCUGAACAACUUCAGAUAUUUAAUCAAGUUCUUAGCCAAACUCACAGAGCAUCAAGAUGCUAAUAAAAUGACACCGGGUAAUAUUGCAAUAGUUCUCGGACCCAACCUGCUGUGGACACAUUCAGAAGGGAACAUGACAGAAAUGAUGACCACCAUGUCGCUGCAAAUCGUUGGCAUCAUUGAGCCGAUCAUCCAGCAUGCUGACUGGUUCUUCCCUGGAGAUAUUGAGUUCAACCUGACAGGCAGCUAUGGCAGCCCAGUUCACACCAACCACAACUCCAAUUACAGCUCCAUGCCCUCGCCCGAUAUGGACCAAUCAGAGCGCAAGCAGCAGCAUGACCAGAGCCGACGCCCACUCAGUGUUGCUACUGACAACAUGAUGCUGGAAUUCUACAAGAAGGAUGGCAUUAGGAAAAUUCAAAGUGUGGGUGUCAGAGUCAUGGACACGUCGUGGGUGAAGGGCAAAAGUUCCUCUACACUGGCCCGCAAAGCCUCAUCCACGCCUCCACAAGCGCCCGGCUCGCCUGCGGACACCCUGAUCACGGAGCAGCCCGGUGAGCUGGCCACAUCUCCAAUCCCCACUCCCCCUCCUGGAGACAGGGGCAGCUCAGACGACGUGUCGCCCAAUCGGCCGGAUUCCUCACAUGUCUAUUCGUCCCACGCGGAGGAGCGGCCACCCCCUCCGUACCCUUCCUCGUCCUCAUCCUCCCAUCCCGGUCCUCAGCACUUCUACCCCAAGCCCCCUCCCUGCGCUCGGCCUGUCGCCCCCGGUCCCGAGUCCCAGCCUCCUAGCUGCCUGCACUUUCUCAAACACGGGCCCCUGUGUGAUGCGCCGCAUGCCGCUCCGCCUGACGCCAAUGCCUCGCCCCUCUACAUUAAAACCCCUCUCGUGCUGACCCGCCACGACAUGUCCCUCGGAAACCCCCCUAGCCUCCCCUCCUCCGCACCCCCACCGUGGGCUGCCUGUCCAUGUGCCCGCGAGAGAGGACCCCCCAGGCUGACUAGCACUCUGAAGAGCAAGGAGCUCUCUCCUGUGAUUGGCCACAAGUCUGUGCAUGCGUCAGGAGCAACAGUGCCCCCUGUCAGCGGUCAGCAGAGCAACAGCCAGUCUCCUCACUCUGCCGAGCACAGCCCCCACACCUUACACAAAGCCUCUAAGAAACUGGCCCCUGUGCCGCCCAACCUC